GGUGCGCAUGCUCGAGAAGGACCCGGCGGCGUGGGGAGGCCCACGCGCAUGCCCGAAGGGGAGGUUCCGGCCCAACGCGCAGGCGCGGCUCCUUGGCCCCGCUGGGUGGGGAGGCUUCCCUUCUCGGAGGCAGCGGCCGCCAUUUUGUGGGCGCUCGGGUCGUCUCCUUUGUCGUCGUCGUCGUCGUCUCCUCGUCCUCCUCCUCCGGUGGCGGCGGGGCCGGGGCCGGGCCGAUGCACUCGGGGGCGAAAGUGUUCGUGGGCAACGUGCCCGAGGAGACGUCGCAAGGGGAGCUGCGCGACCUGUUCGAGGCGGCCGAGCCGGGCCAGGUGCUGAAGGGGGCCCUCAUGAAGCAGUUCGCCUUCGUCCACAUGCGCGACGAGGCGGCGGCCGACCGGGCCAUCCUGCAGCUCAACGGGCAGCUCCUCCACGGGCACCGGGUGGUGGUCGAGCACUCGCGGCCCAGGCCCACCCACACCGUCAAGAUCUUCGUCGGCAACGUCUCGGCCGCCUGCACCAGCGGGGAGCUCCGCACCCUCUUCCAGGAGUUCGGCUCCGUCGUCGAGUGCGACAUUGUCAAAGACUAUGCGUUCGUUCACAUGGAGAAGGACGAGGAUGCUAGAGCCGCCAUUGAACACCUUAAUGGAAGGGAAGUCAAAGGAAAACGAAUUAAUGUGGAACUCUCUAAUAAAGCUCAUAAAAGGGGGCCCGCCGGGCUCGGGGGCCAGCUGGGCGGCGGAGCGGAAAAGAACAAAAUACCGACUCUAGAGAAACUCCAGCCCGUGAAUGAUGCUAUGAGAGCGGGUAAUCUUGCAUUCCCCAUGGCCACGGCGGCUUAUUCUUCCCUGGAAUAUGACUAUCAGCGUCUGGGGAACGCCAGUUUAACCCAGGACGCUCAGGCCAGGCAGAUCUCCCCGUCUUACUUUGGAAGGGACAGGAGCCCUCUCAGACGCUCGCCCUCGAGAGCUGGCUACGCGCUCCCUGUGACAGGCCAGCAGGCAUCGUACAGAGACCAGCCGUCGGCCUCCCUAGGAACACCUUACCGAGACCAGACUUCCGCCUCGCUUGGGAUGGCCUAUCGACCCCAGCCGACGACGGGUCAGGCAGCCAUGUACAGAGCCCAGCCCUCCGCCAUGCUUAACAAUGCCUAUAGAGCCCAGUCCUCUGUUCCCAUGGGAACUUCGGCCGCCCAGCCGGCAGCCUCGGCCCUCACCUCCUACAGUGCCCAGGCAGCUGCGGCCUACGGGGCCCAGGCCGCCGCCUCCCAAGUCCCUGCUUACGAGGCCCAGCCCGCCACAACGUACGCUGCCGCUUAUGGGGCCCAGGCAGCUGCAACCUAUGCCGCUUCCUAUGGGGCUCAAGCGGCGGCACUCUCCGCCUCCUAUGGGGCCCAGCCGGCCGCCAACCAGGCAGCCUUGUACAACGCCCAUGCCCUCUCGGCCCAGUCAGCCUCCUAUGGCGUUCAGCCCGCUGUAGGACAUGCCGCUUCCUACGGGGCCCAAGCGGCCACCGCCUCGGCCCUGCCAGCUGCCUACGGGGCCCAGUCGGCAGCCAGCCUGGCCGCUGCUUAUAGCAUGCAGGAUGCGGCUGCGGCUUCCUACAAGGCCCAGCUCUCCGCCUCAAUGCCGACAGCCUACAGAACCCCAGCCGAGGCGGCCUAUGCGGCACAGCAGUCCGCCUCCGUUCCCUUAGCGGCCGGCUACCGAGCUCAGCCGGCAUACAACGGGCUGGCUCAGUCUGCGCAACAGAUGCCUCAGUCUUCAGCCAUGUUGCAGUCGGAAGCGGCCGCGGGUCUCCAUCCGGCGUACGACCGCUCUCGCCUCUCCCCGCCACGUGGUAGUCGUGAGGACCUCUACCGAAAAGCAGCUGCCAUGAAUAAGAGGUACAAUUCUGACCCCUCAGAUGACCGCCGUUUAUCUGACUACCCAGAUUUCCGCCGUUUAACCGACUCCCCCCAUGCGUACCGCCAUUCGCCGACCAAAGCUCAACUGGAUUAUCGCCGCCUCCCCGAAAUGCAGUCCGAUUACGCUUGUUACGCGGGGGCCUAUGGUGAUUAUUUGCGUAGUGCCCAAAUGCAGAUGCAUGCUAACUACCAGCGCCGCCUCUAGAGGAUCCCUUCCCUGCCACCCCUGGGGCGGGACGACAUCGUUGCCCGGGCGCCUGCCGUUGUCACACGCUUUCCACAACCUCCCCCUCCCCGCUGCGUCCGUAAGGAGCGAACGUUGCCGUUUUGAGUUCAGGAUGUCCUUUUAGCCGUCACGUUUUGUCCCACCCUGUCCACAGGUGCCUGUGGCGUUGCCCCGGCGUAGCUUGUGUGUCUUUUUUUGUUGUUUCUGUCCUUACCACGCAAAUGGCGUGUCAUUUCCUUCAGGGAGCGCUGUGUGGCCCUCUCAGAUGAACAGCUUUCUAGGAGACCUAUUCGAGUUGUCACCAUUUUCCGUUGCGGCUCUGCAUUUGGCUUCCGUAGCGGCGCCACGCGGGUGGGCGCCCAGCCCUUUAAAGCCCAACUCCCGAAGAUGGCCACCUAUGCUUCUGUUUCCUUGGUCUUACGUUUCUCUCGGCUCACUCGGUGAAAAGUAACCAAACCGUUCUUUUACUGAAAUCCUGAUUUUAAUUUCUUUGCCAAAAGGAUCACUUGAUACCGUUUCCUGGCCAGCUCAGUCGCUUUUAUGUAAUAGCAUCCUUAAUUGAUUUCAGGCAGAUAUAAAGUGUGCAGAUAAACAUGUUAGAAGAGUUUGGGCUUUCUUUUUGUAUUAAUUGUAAAUAAAACCGCUGAUGUGCGUUUUAGAAAAUC
Molecule: messenger RNA, 2794 nt
Organism: Pogona vitticeps (central bearded dragon)
Lineage: Eukaryota; Metazoa; Chordata; Lepidosauria; Squamata; Agamidae
Cellular component (GO): nucleus
Molecular function (GO): mRNA binding
Source: RefSeq, a predicted model, not a curated record